UAUGUAACGCCGCGUGUAAGUGGCGACAAACGGUUAAUACGCGGUAGCCGUUGAUUGACGGGCUCGUGCUGAGCUUGUAUGUAAGAGGAGGGAGGUGGGUUCAUCACUCAGUGUUGCGCCUCAGCUCCUCCAGCCCGUGGAUACACUCAGCCAAAGUGGACUUUUACGCACGAGCUCCUCCGCGAGACGCGACGUCUCGUUCAUUCGCGCGUCGGCUCGCGUCCUCGCAGACGUACUUUCAUCCCCGAGUCGAGCGUUUUUUUCCGCGUCGGACUUUAAAACACAGCAGCCUGCCGCAGUCAGGAGAUAUGAUCCUCAGGAGGAGUCUCUUCUUGCUGCUGUUAUCACUCACCUUCCUCCACGCGGCACCCGAAGAUGGCGAGCAGGAGGACGAGACGACGUUCGACCUGUUUGAAGUCAGCCACAUCACGCGCCGGACGCUGGGGGCCAAGCAGUUCCGGGGCCAGAACUCGGACGCGCCCGCGUACCGCUUCAUCCGCUUCGACCACCUGCCUCCGGUCGACGCGGCCGUGCUGAGGCAAAUGCUGCGGCAGAUCCAGAACAACGAGGGCUUCGUGUUCGUGGCCAGCAUACGCCAGGACCGCGCCUCUCGGGGCACCCUGAUUGGCCUGGAGGGCCCCGACGGCCAGAGGCAGUUCGAGAUCGUGUCCAACGGUCGGGCCAACACUCUGGACCUGGUUUACUGGGUGGACGGCUCCCAGAACGUGGUCUCCUUCGAGGACGUGGACCUGUCCGACUCCCAGUGGAAGAACAUCACGCUCUACGUCCACGCGGAGAACGCCCACCUGUUCGUGGGCUGCACGCUGAUGGACAGCUUUGUGCUGGACGAGCCGUUCUACGAGCACCUGAAGGCCGAGGGGAGCCGCAUGUACGUGGCCAAGGGGAUGACCCGGGAGAACCACUUCAGGGGCCUCAUGCAGAAUGUGCGCUUCAUCUUUGACAUCCCCGUGGAGGAAAUCCUCCUGGGCCUCGGCUGCGAGGUCCCAAAGGAAGAUGAUGCUAAUACUGUGAGCGAGAGCAGAGAAAUCGUGGACGUGAGUCCGUCCAUCACGACCAACAUCAUCGGCCAGAAGACGGACGAGCUGGGCGCCGAAAUGUGCGAGCGCUCCUGCGAGGAGCUCAGCACCAUGUUCCAGGAGCUCAAGGGCCUCCGCGUAGUCGUCAGCAACCUCAUCGACGGUUUGCAGAAAGUGACAGAGGAGAACACAGUCAUGAAGGAGGUCCUUGGGAGGAUGAAGAACUCUAAGGAGAAAAACAUGUGCUGGCAAGAUGGCCGCCUGUUCGACGAUAAGGAAGACUGGGUUGUAGACAGCUGCACCAAAUGCACUUGCCAGGAGUCCAAGAUCGUGUGUCACCAAAUUACGUGCACCCCCGUGGCCUGUGCCAGCCCCACGUUCAUCGACGGCGAGUGCUGUCCCGUGUGCAUGCCUAAAGACAGCGAGGAUGGCUGGUCCCCUUGGUCAGAGUGGACCGAGUGCACGGUCACCUGUGGGACCGGGACCCAGCAGAGGGGCCGCUCGUGUGACGCAACCAGCAACCCCUGUCCCGGACCGUCUAUCCAAACACGCAAGUGCAGCCUGGGGAAAUGCGACAGCCGUGUUCGCCAGGACGGGGGCUGGAGCUUGUGGUCUCCUUGGUCGUCCUGCUCGGUGACCUGUGGGGAGGGACAGAUCACCAGGAUACGACACUGCAACGCGCCCGUGCCUCAGCUGGGAGGCAAAGACUGUGAGGGGAGUGGGAGAGAGACUCAGCGCUGCACUGCUGAGCCGUGUCCCAUCGACGGUGGUUGGGGUCCAUGGUCUCCGUGGGCAACGUGUUCAGCAACAUGCGGAGGGGGGGUCAAAAGUCGGACCCGCGAGUGCAACAGCCCUCGACCCCAACAUGGCGGCAAGAAAUGUAUGGGAGAGGCCAACGACAGCGACAGCUGCAACAAGAAAGACUGUCCCAUCGAUGGCUGUCUGUCUAACCCGUGCUUUGGCGGAGUGGACUGCAACAGUUCUCCAGACGGAUCCUGGGAGUGCGGCCCGUGUCCUGCUGGUUUCCGUGGAAAUGGUACCUACUGCGAAGACAUUAACGAGUGCGACAUGGUGCCAGAUGUUUGCUACCAAGUGAGUGGAGCGCAGCGCUGCAUCAACACCGACCCGGGCUUCCACUGCCUGCCUUGUCCGAAGCGCUACAAGGGCACGCAGCCGUUCGGAAUGGGUGUGGAGGCUGCGAAGAAGAACAAGCAGGUGUGCGAGCCUGAGAAUCCUUGCAAGGACAAAACCCACAGCUGCCACAAAUAUGCCGAAUGCAUCUACAUCAGCCACUUCAACGACCCCAUGUACAAGUGCGAGUGUCGGACGGGUUACGCCGGAGACGGGUUCAUUUGCGGGGAGGACUCGGACCUGGACGGUUGGCCCAACCACAACCUUGUGUGCGGCGCCAACGCCACUUAUCACUGCAAGAAGGAUAACUGCCCGAAUCUCCCCAACUCUGGACAAGAAGACUUCGACAAAGACGGUCAAGGAGACGCUUGUGACAAGGACGACGACAACGAUGGAAUAUUGGAUGAGAGGGACAACUGUCCUCUCCUCUACAACCCCCGGCAGUUUGACUUCGAUAAGGAUGAAGUUGGCGACCGCUGCGACAACUGCCCCUAUGAACACAAUCCAGCUCAAAUAGACACUGACAACAAUGGAGAGGGAGAUGCCUGUGCCGUGGACAUCGAUGGAGACGAGAUUCUGAAUGAGAACGACAACUGCCCGUACGUGUACAACACUGAGCAGAAGGACACCGACAUGGACGGAGUCGGUGACCAGUGUGACAACUGUCCAAUGUUGCACAACCCUGACCAGACCGACGCAGACAACGACCUGGUGGGAGACCAGUGUGACAACAACCAGGACAUCGACGAGGACGGCCACCAGAACAACCUGGACAACUGUCCCUACGUGGCCAACGCCAACCAGGCCGACCACGACAAAGACGGCAAAGGGGACGCGUGCGACUACGACGACGACAACGACGGCAUCCCCGACGACAAGGACAACUGCAGGCUGACGCCCAACGAGGACCAGCUGGACUCUGACGGUGACGGAAGAGGGGACGCCUGCAAGGACGACUUUGACAAUGACAGCAUUCCAGAUAUUCUUGACGUGUGUCCAGAGAACAGUGCCAUCACUGCCACUGACUUCAGAAAGUUCCAGAUGGUCCACCUGGACCCUAAGGGAACCACGCAGAUCGAUCCCAACUGGGUGGUCAGACACCAGGGCAAGGAGCUGGUCCAGACGGCCAACUCUGACCCGGGUUUAGCAGUCGGUUUCGACGAGUUCAGUGCCGUGGACUUCAGCGGAACGAUGUACGUGAACACAGACAGGGACGACGACUACGCCGGCUUUGUGUUCGGCUACCAGUCCAGCGGGCGCUUUUAUGUGGUGAUGUGGAAGCAGAUCACGCAGACGUACUGGGAGGACAAGCCCUCCAAGGCUUUUGGCAUCUCUGGCGUCUCGCUCAAAGUGGUCAACUCGACCACGGGCACUGGGGAGAACCUCAGGAACGCUCUGUGGCACACGGGCAACACUCCUGGAGAGGUGCGGACUCUGUGGCACGAUCCCAAAAACAUCGGCUGGAAGGACUACACAGCUUACAGGUGGCAUCUCAUCCAUAGACCGAAGACUGGGUUUAUAAGGGUUGUGGUUUACGAAGGUAAACAGAUUAUGGCUGACUCAGGGCCAGUUUAUGACAAGACCUUUGCUGGAGGAAGGUUAGGCCUGUUCGUCUUCUCACAAGAGCUGGUGUUCUUCUCCGACCUCAAGUAUGAGUGCAGAGAUGGGCCGGAGUUGCCGACGGUGUUCUUAAGAUAACUGAAUCGGAACAGCAUCAGAAGGCAGAAGACAAGAAUCUCCUAAAGUAAACACCACGUCAUUGCAUUUCGACGUACAUGAGACUUUCCAUACUUCUCUGUGUUUGACUACGUCCUUCCACACAAGAGGAAACCAUGCCUAAUUCACUUUUGUAGGGAUUUGGACACAUUUCCCAAACCUUGGGUGGGGGUGGGGGGGGCGGUUGUUGGGAUUGAUGGAUGGAACCUCUGCCAAAUAUGAAUUUCUAACCAUCGUAAGUACGUCUACAUUCUCAGUGAUUCAUUUUACAGCCACUUCCACGUGUCCUGCCCCUCAGUUCUAUACUGUUUGUGACUUUUAUUUCUUUUGGUAAAGUGAUUGUUCAACGCCUGACAAGCAUAAACUGCAAGCAAAGCAUAAUCAUUUAGCUCUCGGUCCGUUACUGCUCCUUCCUCUUACCCUGAAUGUGUUUCUAAUGGAGAACUUGAGUGAACAAUUUAAAGAUGCCAUUUUAGGAAGUGCCAAAGAUGUUUAUACUAAGUCUGUAUUAUAAUUCCUUUUGUAAAUUAUUUAUGCUUUGCUUGUUUUGUUUGUUAGCAAUUUUUUUGCCAGAGAUUGUAAAUAAUUAUUUAUUUGUUUACACUGACUAAACUCACAAUUCAAUUUCACCACAGCGCCGGCAUAACACGUUAUAGUAUUGCGUUUUAGUGUUGUUAUGCACUUCCUUCACUUGUUGAGUCUUAAAGGUGAAAGUUACUUUAAUGGUGUUAUAAAUAAUCGCGUACAUAAACACAGUAAGUGUUUACACACAGUGUGUGGAACAUCAUUGUGUGUCCUAAAUAUCCUUCAGUGUUUUUUUUCCUAUCUGUCCAGACAGGGCCUCAUUGUCCUCAGAGUGAUAUCUCACCCUUGUCCAUCAUGUCAUUUACUGGUUCUCUAAAUGGUUUCAAACUGGGCUACUGGCAGUGAAGUAUUAAACUUUACCAAUGUAAUGUUAAAACUCAUUAUCUUUGAUGAGAGCAGUUUCGGUGCAGAAGAUUUAAAGUUGUUCACCAAGGAACCAAGUGACGUAUCACAUCCACAGCUGAGAGUCUGAGGUUUAACAAUCAGUCAUUGUGCUUUAUGGCGUCGUGAAGUUCAAAUACAGUCAGAGCAUUGUAUUCCAAUUACUUUUUUAUUCAUGCGCUAGUUUAUAUUUAUCGCUUCGGGAGGUUGUGAAAAUGUGCAUUGUUGGUGAGAGAGAGUUCCAGAUGAAGGUCUCUAAAACCCAGUGUGACUGUGGGACCGUGUGGUGGCAGCGUUGUUGUUAGUCUGUUGUGCAUUUGUGUUCUUCCGUGUUUGGUUUCAUUUUGCGGUGCACAAAUUGUAAAUGUUUUUGUAUACAUUUUCUACAGAUACUAGGGUUUGUGUGUUCUGUUUCAUAAAUAAAUCACGUGUACACCAUGUUGUUGACUGUACAUCAGGAUGGAAGGUUAUCCCACUAUAAUCACUGUCAUACUAUUAAAACGUUUUUCAAGUUG
Betta splendens (Siamese fighting fish) is the source of this 5365-nucleotide messenger RNA. It is a transcript of the gene thbs2a, whose product is annotated as thrombospondin 2a. Gene Ontology annotation, biological process: cell adhesion; negative regulation of angiogenesis. Gene Ontology annotation, molecular function: protein binding; calcium ion binding. The coding region runs from base 309 to 3866 and encodes 1185 amino acids. The transcript is spliced from 23 exons. Lineage: Eukaryota; Metazoa; Chordata; Actinopteri; Anabantiformes; Osphronemidae. The record is from RefSeq and is a predicted model, not a curated record. Gene Ontology annotation, cellular component: extracellular region.